Messenger RNA from Trichoderma breve, 810 nucleotides. RefSeq names its product chromatin modification-related protein EAF7 domain-containing protein. The transcript is spliced from 3 exons. Bases 1 to 810 code for a protein of 269 amino acids. NCBI's taxonomy places the organism in Eukaryota, Fungi, Ascomycota, Sordariomycetes, Hypocreales, Hypocreaceae. Gene Ontology annotation, biological process: regulation of transcription by RNA polymerase II. The record is from RefSeq and is a predicted model, not a curated record. Gene Ontology annotation, cellular component: NuA4 histone acetyltransferase complex; nucleus.
AUGCCUCCAAAGAAGCGAUCGCGCCUCCAGAUGUCCUCGACUCCCACCACCAUCCGAGAAGACAGUGCUAUGGACGUUGAUUCUCCUCGGAUAAGUGGCACACCGGGCUUCCUCUCAUCGGCGUUUAAGCCCAUAAUACCAGUCACCCCGUACGAUAAUCUCUGGACGGAUGACCAGAUCUCUUCACUAUUCAAAGGCGUCAUUCGCUGGAAGCCUGCUGGGAUGCACAAACACUUUCGAAUGAUAGCAAUAUCGGAACACCUGCGCAACCACGGCAUCGACCCCGACAUCCAUCGCCACACGCGCAUCCCCCACAUCUGGGAGAAGCUACGGACAUACUACGACCUCGAGCUGAUCGAUGAGCGAGAAUACUUUGACGACGACGAAUCAGAGGACAGAUAUGUCGAAUUUUCUCUCCCUUUCCACGAAUUCGGCGAGAUGAUGCUGCAGCGCGCCAUUGCGGAUCCCAGCGAAGCACCCUCGUCUCCUCCCCAGCUGGAGCUCUCCCCUCCGCCCCAGAAGCGUUCGCGAGCCAGCACCGCGCCCAAGACGAGGGGAACCUCUGUUGAAGGCGCCGAGAGUAGUACUGCUGCUUCUGUUGCUUCACCAGCACUGAAGCCGACAAAGGGAGCAAGGGGCCGCAAGAGAGCUGCUAGUCAAUCCAAAUCUGAAAAGGAAAAGGUGGUGGAAAAUUCUGAAGAUGACGAAGACGAAUCGGAGGAGGAGGAGGAAGAGUCUGGCUCCGAGGAGAAGGCCGUGGAAGAGGACGCGGACGGGGCAGGAGAGGCAGAGGCAGAGGAGGCUAAUUGA